CUUACAUUAAGUAGGCCAGAGUUAUGAGAAUUUGUAUGAAUCGAUUUUCUCCAGCGUUUGGGGGAAAUUGUUUAAAGUAAAGCCUAUGUUAACCCACAUAAAGUUUAGCGACCCUUGGCAUAAAAACGCGACGCGCUAGGGUUAAAUGAGAGCGCAAGUGAAAGAGUGCAAAAGAGAAAGAGAGAGAGAGAGCUAGUGAGGCAGCAUCAAUUGCAGCAGCCGCCGCAGCGGAGCAGAGAAAAAGUGGGCGUGUUUCAGCUAUUGAUUAAACACACAGCCAGGUGUAGCGUGGCGGGGUGGUUGGGCUGGCAACACACGUUUGAUUACCGCGUGUAAACAGCAACAACAACAACAAUAGCAACAAUAACAAUACCAGUUGCAAGGACUCGCCUGUGCAUUGUGCAACAUUUUGAGGCAGCCAGCAGGUCACAUGUCGGCGAAGCGCAUGGAACCCGAUAUGGAGGAGGAGGGGGCAAGUGCCACGCCGCCGUGCCAGAAGCAGAGAGCGCCCGUUAAGCCGCUGCGUGCCAAAAAGAAGCCAACGACCACGCCCACCAGCCUGUUGUGCGAACUGAUGCGUCUGAAGGCGCAGCAAAAGUAUCUCGAAUGCAAUCAAGUCAAGCUGAAUGCCAACAAUUUUCUCGAUGACAACGACCCUGAGACGAAUGAGGCGAACGACAACGACAACGACGACCACGACGGCCAGGAGGCGGGUGUCGCCGCCAAGGAUAAUGGCAAUGGCGGCAAGGAUAAAAAGCCCGGCAGUCGCCGGCCUUCGAGCGGCAAUAAAGUCGCUGGCCUCAUCAAUGACAUUGAUCGACUCAAGCUGGAAAUGGACGAGAAGCUGCGCAAGCAUCAUGCCGAGAAACGUGGCCAGCUGCAGGAGAUGUGGCAUUACAUGAACACACUGAAGGAGGAUGUCUUCCAGCCGGAGCGGCUCAGUCUGUACACGGUGAAUGUGGUGCGAGAGCGCAUCGUGGCGCUCAAUGGCCAGCUGGAGCGAUUGAGUGCCCAGAAUGCCAAGGAGCUGGAGAUGCUGCGGGAGGAGUACGCGAAAAUGGAGCGGGAGAACGAUUUCGUGUGGAAGGACAGCAUUUGAGAAUUGAUGAGAAUAACUUUUAUAUAAUUAU
This is a messenger RNA of Drosophila navojoa, 1130 nucleotides long. RefSeq lists its product as uncharacterized. The record is from RefSeq and is a predicted model, not a curated record. NCBI's taxonomy places the organism in Eukaryota, Metazoa, Arthropoda, Insecta, Diptera, Drosophilidae.